UUACUCGGACGCGCAUGCGCGCAAAGCUCCAGCAAACAAAAUUCCUGCUUUUUAUUAUUCGUGGAACAAGGCUGUGGAUGGAAAGUUAUCUCGAUAAAACUGCCAGCUACGCUUUGUCGUCGUUGACUGGUUAGCUCUGAUCUGAUCAGGGCGCAGUUAGCACAGAGACGCCGUCGCUUACACGACGAGAAAAAAGCACAUCAUCAUCAUCUCGCGAACUAUUUUGCUAGGUAGCAUUGGGCAGCUAAUGCUAGCAUGACACAAUUAGCCUUUUCCUGUGUUUAUCCAGGAAGCUAGCGAGGUCUCAGUCUCAGGUGUCGCAGAAGAUAGCUGGAGCUUGUAACCUGCUGACAUUUAAAGGUUCCGAGGAAGAGCUUGUGUUGGAAACAUCAUUGUGCAUCGGCGUGUCAGUCAAGACUGCUGCUGCUGUGCCAACUGACUGACACCUCUUCAGUGGUGUGGAUGAGGGAAACAUGGCAGACCGCACGCCACCUCUGGAGUCUGGCCAGCUUCUCAGCCCUGAACUCCCAAUCCUGGCCUCACCACCACCCCCAGCCAUGGUCAACGGAGAAGGUCCCCAGCAGGUAAUCCUGGUGCAGGUAAACCCAGGUGAGGCCUUCACUAUACGACGAGAGGAUGGUCAGUUUCAAUGUAUCACAGGUCCUGCUCAGGUUCCCAUGAUGUCUCCAAAUGGUUCAGUGCCUCCUAUCUAUGUGCCUCCUGGAUACGUCUCACAAAUCAUUGAGGAGAACGGAGUGCGGAGGGUUCUGGUUUUACCUCAGCAACCAGAUUUCCACCCUGGGGGUCAUUCCCCACUCCACCACCCUCCGCCACCACCCCAUGCACACCUGCCUGCCUUCAUGCCACACCCCGCGAUGAUGGGCCCACCGCCGCCUCAUCUGUACACAGGCAUGCCAGGGGGUGUAGGGGACUUGAGCUCCCAGUACAUCCCCCAGUACCACCCAGCUCAUAUUUUCUCAGAACAGGAUUCUCACUCCCAACACGGACGCCAGUCUUUUCUUCACAGGGACGACAGGGCGAACAAAACACAUGAACGUCUUCAGAAGAAACUGAAGGAGCGUCAGGGAGGCGGAGGAGGACAGGUGAAGGACAGUCCCCCAUCUUCACCCCAGAAAUCCUGCAGCAGCCCCCCAAUGGUGGACAUUCACAACGGCGUAGGAGGAAAAGGCCUCGACGCAGAGCUCAGGCCUGGGGUCGCCUGCUCUGACAAGCAAACUAGCAAGGGAAGAAACGGAGAGUCGAGAGAGCUCGACAAAGAGGCUCAGGCCCUGCUUGCACUUCUGAGCAACAUCAGUAAACCAACGGUGUCAGACAUCCAGGCCAGAGGAGCAGUGGUCAGUUGGAGCGCACCCACCAGACCGGAGGGUGAAAAUAACACUGUGGAGGAUGACACCAGCCUCCCAGAGGACCUAAGCUACGAGGUUGCCUUCUCUAUUAAUGGCAAAGAUGGGAAAUACCAGAACGUUAACAGUGUGCAUGAGCUAAGUGCUAGUUUGGAAAAUCUACGACCAGCAACAGACUAUCAUGUCAGGGUCCAGGCAGCGUGUAACUGUUUACUGGGAAGCCCUUCAGAGUCGGUGAGCUUCACCACGUUAAGCUGUGAGCCAGACCCUCCCAGUCCUCCCAAGAAGGCCAGUGGGACCAAAAACACACUUGUACUCACGUGGAAGGCUCCAUGUGACAAUGGUUCUAAAAUUAAAAAUUAUAUUCUCCAGUGGGAUGAGGGAAAGGGCACAGGCACAUUCGAACAGUGCUACUACGGACCCCAGAAGCAGUAUCGCGUGACCAAGCUUACUCCAGCUUCUAGAUACUCCUUCCGCCUUGCUGCAAAAAAUGACAUGGGUGUAAGCGAGUUCAGUGAAGUGGUGGACCUGUUCACCUCAUGCAGUGUGCCAUUGCCGCCCUUCCCUCCAGAACUGGAGCUGGCAGGAGUGACCUUUCUUACUAUGAAGUGGCAAAGGCCCAGCAGCUCACCCAAGGAGGAUGACAUCUACUAUAUUCUGGAGAUGGAGGAAGAAGGCUCGGGAUAUGGCUUCCAGCCAAGCUAUGACGGUGACGAACUCUCCCACACCGUGAGGAAUCUCCGCAGGAGCACCAAGUACAAGUUUCGGGUGGCAGCAUACAACUCAGAAGGGAAGAGUAACCCCAGUCAGGUUGUGGAAUUUAUCACAAAGCCAGACAGACCCAGCUGUCCCUGCAGGCCUGCCAUCCGAGGAAGAGUCCAACCCGACAGCUUCAAAAUGGCCUGGGAACCCCCUAAAGACAACGGUGGAGCCGAGGUGACGAAGUAUGUCGUGGAGCUGUCUGAGGGCUUAAGUGGUUUAUUAUGGGGACUGGUGUAUUCAGGACCCGCCCUGGAACACAUGUGUGACGGUCUGAAGCCCGGCUGCUGCUACCAGGCGCGGCUUUACUGCAUCAGCGAGGGGGGGCAGAGCCCGCUGUCAGAAACCCUGCAGGUCCAGACUCCCGCGGUGCCCCCAGGGCCAUGCCUUCCCCCUCGGCUGGUGGGCAAACCCAAAGCCAGGGAGCUGCAACUGCGCUGGGGUCCUCCUCAAGUAGACGGAGGAAGCCCAGUGUCUUACUAUAGCGUAGAAAUCAGCGGACCGCAAUCUGAGGAGAGCAGGGAGGUUUAUCAGGGCUCGGAGCUGGAUUGUUCUGUGGGAGGGUUGCUUCCCGGCAAGACCUAUAGCUUCCGGCUGAAAGCGGCAAACAAGGCCGGGUUUGGGCCUCUCUCUGAGCGCUAUGAGGUCACAACGGGUCCUGGAGCCCCGGAGCAGUGCAAGGCACCUGCGACCACAUGCAAAUCACCCAGUUGUGUGAUUGUGAGUUGGGAGACCCCCCCUUGCAACGGCGCUCCGGUGACGGAGUUCCGUCUUGAGUGGGGAGCAGCAGAAGGCAGCAUGCAGGUGUGUUACAGCGGACCGGGACUCUGUCAUGAAAUGAAGGGGCUGCUGCCAGCAACCAACUACUUCUGCCGCGUCCAGGCCGUAAACGUAGCCGGUGUGGGGCCCUUCAGCGAAGCCGUGCUUUGCCAGACCCCCUGCUCCGUACCAGCAGCUGUCAGUAACAUCUAUGUGCUGAAGGAGUCUGAGCUGCAGAAGUUUGAAUCUUCAGCAGAUGAGGACGAAGAAGAGGAAGAGGAGGAAGCGGAAUCCCGCCCGCAGGUGGUCUUUUCCCCAUCGACCUGCUUGGGGUUUUCCUGGGACCCUCCGUGCGAUCACGGCUCCGAGAUCACGUCCUACCUGAUCGACCUUGGAGAGAGGCAGCCCGUCGUUGUCGGACCAGUAACCAAAUACAUCAUCCAGCAUCUGCAGCCCGACACCAGCUACAGGAUUAGAAUCCAAGCCCAGAAUAGCCUGGGAACGGGGCCCUUCAGUCACACCUUUAAGCUCAAGACGAAGCCUCUGCCGCCACAGCCUCCCCGGCUGGAGUGCACCGCCUUCAGCCACCAGACCCUCAGGCUCAAGUGGGGCGACGGCCCACCCAAAUCCGUCACCUCAGACGCCCCCCAGUAUCACCUGCAGAUGGGGGACAAGAGCGGCAGAUUUAUCUCCUUGUAUAAAGGACCAUGCCACACACACAAAGUCCAGAGGCUUAAUGAGUCUACCUCUUACACGUUCCGCAUCCAGGCCUUUAACGAGGCGGGCGAAGGGCCCUUCUCCAGUGUUUACACAUUCACCACCCCACGCUCUCCUCCGCCUCCUGUGAAAGCCCCUAAAGUGGAGCGUCUCGACGAAAACUCCUGCGAAGUCACAUGGGAGGCCCUGCCGCUCAUGAAGGGGGACCCGGUCAUCUACAGCCUGCAGAGCAUGAUGGGAAAUUCAGAGUUCAAACAGACUUUUAAAGGUUCUGCCACAUCCUUCCACGUCCAGAACCUGCAGUCCAGCAGUGACUACCGUUUCCGCGUGUGCGCCAUCCGGCAGUGCCAGGACGCCACGGAGCUGAGCGGCCCUUACAGCCCCACCGUGACCCUCUCUCAGCAGCGCAACGACACGGCGCCUGGCGGCGGCACGGCGGGCCCCGGCUCCCGGACCGGGACAGAGUCCAUCAGAACCAGACAGAGCCUCACGGACGAGCAGUGCGCCUUCCUCCUCCUCAUGGUUUUCGCCGUAAUCGCCAUCCUCAUCGCUUUUGUCAUCCAGUACUUUGUCAUUAAGUGAGGAGUCAGCGCCGCCCGGCUGCAGGAUUAUAGCUUUAUUCUCCCCCUCCUCCCCUCCAUCUCUCUGUUGUUUUGUGUUCUCUGUUUUGUACUUUAACUGUUUUCCGGUUUGGACGGCAUAAUCACAUUAUCCGAAACGGGGUGCAGCAGCAGGAUGUGUGUUUAUAAAUGGAGGAUGUAACAUCUCAUUUGGCACCUGUGAUUCCUUUCAGACUCUCCUGACUCCGUCACCCUGUCCCAAAGUUGUGGUUUCAGCUCAGAUUUCUAAUCUAUAGCGAUCGGCCGAACUCUGAAAGCAUAUUGGUUCAUUUCGGGGGAAGACGGCGCGUUUAUUAAAUGUAUAGAAACUGUCCAUAUUUAUAUUUCCAUUUCUGUGUCCAGUAUGAAGCUGUUUUUUGAUAGAUGUGUUCCAAAAAAAAUAGUUUGUAGGUUCUGUCUUUAGCCGACGUGCUUUUUGACUGUGGGACCUGAAUGGCCAGUGUUUGCACAGUGAGGUGUGUGUGCGUGUGUGUUCUCUAUGUAGUUUGUGCCACAGCUCAGACGGCUGGGAGGGCUUCACGCCCAGAUGAAGGAACCUAACUCCACACCCCACUCUACCCCAUGCGGGAGUCACAGAAAAUCUCUUUCACAUUACAGAGCGUUCAUUUAGCACUUUUCAAUUUUCUCAAGUUCAGAAUGUUCAAGGAUGCAAAAACGACUGGAGAAAUGUUCGUAUAUUUUUGUACAGCGAGGACACGAGGCUCGGAGGGUUUGUGGAGGAGAAAAAAAACAACAAUCAAAUCGUAAAGUUAAACAACAAAAACCAAACUAACAGUGAAUUCUAAUUAUUUUUACUAUCAUAUAGUUAUACUGUAGCUUGUUUUACAAUCAUGCAGCUGCUUUUCUCUUAAAUAUUGUCGUUCAGCACAAAAAAUGUACGCUUUCUCAUAUGUUUUACUUUUUUUUCUCUUUGGUAAUUGAUUUUUUGCACAUUAGUGGAAGAAAAUCUUGACUGACUGCAUUUGUUUUUGGUCUUGUGAUGCAUUUUAUAGAGCACACUUUGAGAUUGUGCAAGCCCUACUUGUGUUUUGGGUGUUUUAAAAGUCCUAGUAUCGCAUAACGUGUCACUGAAACAGCUCAUCUAUAAGCAGGAAUAAAAAGAAGAAAAAAAAAUCUGUAAUCCAGUUGUUUCAGAGGCCUUAAUUGGAGAGGGGGGGCAAAAAACAGUAUAAUUUUUUUUCUUAAUUUUCUCAAGUUUUGAUGUUCUCCUUUUUAGUGCUAGAAAACACUAAAAUGUGUUUUAUUUCCUUUUAUUUUUCAGCAUUCAUUAGGAGUUAGUUAACAUGUAAUCCUGAGAAAAAUGAAAAGUAGUUCUUUAUAUUUAGAUUUUUUUUUUUUGUUCCUUUUUUCGGUUCAUACAUGUGUGAAGUAUAUUUUUUUAUAAUAUUGAAGUAAUAUAUGUUAAUACUCUCCACAGAAGAUUAAAACAAUCCUGAGUAGUCACAAAUCAUGGAACGCAAGUGAUGGAUACAUAAAUGUGUUAUAAUGCAAAUCUAAAAUUUGCCUUUUCUCUGUACGUUGAGUAUUUGUAACAGAUUGCUGACACUGAGUCGUCUUCAGUGGUGAUCUGGCUGUAAGGUCUAGUGUUGUUUAGCAGAUCUCCGCUGCUGCCGCUGUAAAAGAAAAAAAAUAAAUAAUAAUAGAAAUGAAACGCAGGUACCUUGCAAAACAUUCUGAGUAAUUACAUGAUUUGGUCUUUCAGACAUUCUGACGUCUUUUCUUUGUCACUGAAAUGAUUCAAAUUCCUAUUUUUGAUAGCGAUUGCAAAGUGUGCCAUUUUAACACCUCUUCACCGUUGGGCUUGCUGCCUUUUGGCUGGAGAGAUUUAAAAAAGUAAAAAAAAAUAAUAAAAAAAAUCAGUAAAAUAUGCACAAAAAUAAAAGACCAUUUUUAUGUAAUUUUAAUGUUUGCAGUUACCUCAUACACCGUACAUUCCAAAAAGAUUUGUUAUACUAUACAUACUACCAGACAUAUCACUUUACAAUGUUCGUUAUGGGAAAAAUGUAUAAUCAUAGAUAUGUAUCUAUAGUGUAUCUGUAUAGCCAUGAUAUCUACAAAGGAUCCAUGCACAAUAAAAGAUUUAUAAUUCUUCAUCAUG
Molecule: messenger RNA, 6317 nt
Organism: Gambusia affinis (western mosquitofish)
Lineage: Eukaryota; Metazoa; Chordata; Actinopteri; Cyprinodontiformes; Poeciliidae
Gene: fndc3a
Product: fibronectin type III domain containing 3A
Exons: 26
Coding region: 474-4181 (1235 amino acids)
Molecular function (GO): protein binding
Source: RefSeq, a predicted model, not a curated record